Musa acuminata AAA Group (dessert banana) is the source of this 420-nucleotide messenger RNA. Its product is annotated as bZIP transcription factor 53-like. Gene Ontology annotation, cellular component: nucleus. Lineage: Eukaryota; Viridiplantae; Streptophyta; Magnoliopsida; Zingiberales; Musaceae. The record is from RefSeq and is a predicted model, not a curated record. Gene Ontology annotation, biological process: positive regulation of DNA-templated transcription. The transcript has a single exon. The coding region runs from base 1 to 420 and encodes 139 amino acids. Gene Ontology annotation, molecular function: transcription cis-regulatory region binding; DNA-binding transcription factor activity.
AUGUCUUCCUUCCCGAUCCGCCGGGCUUCGAGUUCCGAGGGGGACUCGCAACCAGUGAUCGAUGAGAGGAAGAGGAAGCGGAUGCUCUCGAAUCGGGAGUCCGCGCGGAGGUCAAGGAUGAAGAAGCAGCAGCAUCUAAACGAUCUGAUGAACCAAAUGGCGCACAUCAAGAUCCAAAACAGUCAGAUCGCGGAGCAGACCGAUCUCGUGACGCAGCAGUACACCAAGGUGGAAUUGGACAACGCCGUGCUGAGGGCGCAGCUGAGCGAGUUGAUGGAGAGACUGCAGUCGGUGAACUCGGUGCUCCGGUUCGUGGAGGAGGCCAGUGGGAUGGCCUUGGACAUACCCAGUAUACCGAGCUCUCUCCUGAAGCCAUGUAAGCUUCCGACCAUGGCCACUGCUGACAGAAUCCAGUUCUGA